AUGCCUUUAGUUUCAUCAUUAGCUACAAAACUUGCACCACCGUCCACCAUAUCGUCAUCAUCCCGUCGUCCAUCUGCACCACUUCAAAUAGUUCUUCGUAAUCCGCCCAUAAGACGUCGUUUAUUAUAUGGUAGUAGUAUAAGUAAUACACCAUCACCAACAAUAUCUCCAUCCGACAUUUUUUCACGAUCAUCAAAAUCUUCAUCAUUGAAUGAUACACCACAAACACCUGAACCACCAUGUUCUUCUCAUUUAAAUACAAAUAAUCAACAUAAUCAAACAUCAGAUACAAUCAAAUGCAAUAUUAAUCGAUCAAGAUCUUUAAGACGAAAAAAAUUAAUAAAUAAUCGUUCAAAUUCUUCUGAUGUUCAUUCAAUAUUAUGUUCACGAUCUUAUCAAAGUCAUGUAUCAAACGAACAGGAAAUUAAUUCAGAUUAA
Adineta steineri is the source of this 438-nucleotide messenger RNA. NCBI's taxonomy places the organism in Eukaryota, Metazoa, Rotifera, Eurotatoria, Adinetida, Adinetidae. The record is from the annotation of a GenBank genome assembly.